Leptopilina heterotoma is the source of this 2931-nucleotide messenger RNA. RefSeq names its product paired box protein Pax-6 (gene toy). The record is from RefSeq and is a predicted model, not a curated record. Gene Ontology annotation, biological process: regulation of transcription by RNA polymerase II; anatomical structure development. The transcript is spliced from 11 exons. Gene Ontology annotation, molecular function: DNA-binding transcription factor activity, RNA polymerase II-specific; RNA polymerase II cis-regulatory region sequence-specific DNA binding. The coding region runs from base 862 to 2448 and encodes 528 amino acids. Lineage: Eukaryota; Metazoa; Arthropoda; Insecta; Hymenoptera; Figitidae.
GCAUGAGGGAAGGCAGAAUCUGUUGGUCAAUCGGGCGCCGCGCACCGUAGCAGCGACGCGUCACUGCACCCCCGUUUUUUUUAAAAGUCGCACGUGCUCUCAUCACGUCAUUUUGUUCGGUGAAGCCUGCGGCUAACCCAGGCGAGAGGAAAAAAACAUCCGAGAUACCCGUUUUAUAGCCAGUAUUGAAAGAGAGAGAGAGAGAGAGAGAGAGCCGCCAAGUGUUUAUUAUUAUAAUAUUGGUGUCACACUCACGCUCGACUGGAAUCGAAAGUCGCAACAUUAUUAUUAAUACAUUACUCUUAUUAUAUUCUAUGUUUUGUUUCUUCACUUGAUGUCGGAUUUCGGGCACUUUGCUAAUAUAUUGAAAACGAGACUAUUUUUAAUUCAUCAAUUUGUGAUAAGUGAACGCAUCAGUGUGAUAUCCGCAAAAGGCAAAAAUAAUAAUUUUUAUUUGCCGGAUUCGUGUAUCUGAAUCGGGUUUUUUUUUUUUUAAAAAAAGCCUCUGAGGAAAAGGAUCUGUGCGUGCGAAGUCGCGGAUAGUGAUUUUAGCUGGUGCCAGGAUCCGGCCUGACCACGGCCAUUCUCGACACGCACUGUGUUAGCGUGGCCGGAGGUGGCGGCGCCGGCGGUGGUGGUGGCGGCGUUAGCAGCGGCCGCCUGAGUCUUCACCUACGUCCGUGCGGUGGCAGCGGCGGCGGCGUCGUCGGUGGCGAUUCGACCGUUUCGGAUUACCCGCCAAGCGCUGCGGCAGUGCGGAAUCGAGAGGCGGCGGCGGCGGCGCUGCACGCGGCAAGGACACUGUUGGGCGCGGGGGUGGCCAACCCUUGCUCGCCCACCCCCGAGCCGCCCUUCUGGAAAAUGCCUCACAAAGAGGAGGACUUGAUGCACGGGGGUGGAGUGGGUCUUGGAGGGGGUUCUAUGGUUGGGCAAAACAUAUUUGGAUGCUCGGCUGCAGGACACAGUGGUGUCAACCAACUUGGAGGUGUUUAUGUCAAUGGACGACCACUGCCCGACUCGACGAGGCAGAAAAUUGUCGAAUUGGCACACAGCGGCGCUAGACCCUGCGAUAUUUCCCGUAUUCUACAAGUCAGCAAUGGUUGUGUCUCGAAAAUACUAGGAAGAUAUUACGAGACCGGUUCGAUAAAGCCGCGAGCAAUUGGCGGCAGUAAGCCGAGAGUCGCGACAACGCCGGUCGUCAAUAAAAUUGCCGACUACAAACGCGAGUGUCCUUCAAUCUUCGCCUGGGAGAUUCGCGAUCGAUUGCUUCAGGAAGGAGUCUGCAACAAUGACAACAUACCAAGUGUGUCAUCGAUAAACAGGGUGCUGAGGAACUUGGCUUCGCAGAAGGAGCAACAGGCAGCGGUACAGGCACAUCAAGGCGCGGAGAGCGUUUACGACAAGUUGAGGAUGUUCAAUGGACAGGCUGCAGGAUGGCCACCCGCAUGGUAUUCCGCAACGCCGUCCCAUCAUCCCCUUGCCACUGGAAUUCCAACGUCCGCCACCCCAGGUUCGGGGCAGUCACUUUUACCCGGUGGUCAACUUCACGGACGCGACGAUUCACUCCUCAAACGAAGUGAAACCGGCUCCCUGCUUUCCCACCAGCAGGAAACAACAUCCGAUGGCAAUUCCGAGCAUAAUUCAUCAGGCGAUGAAGAUUCGCAAGUGCGAUUAAGGCUGAAGCGAAAACUCCAGCGGAAUCGAACUUCAUUUUCGAAUGAGCAAAUCGACAGUCUUGAAAAAGAAUUCGAGAGGACACAUUAUCCGGACGUGUUUGCACGGGAGCGUCUCGCCGAGAAGAUUGGAUUGCCUGAGGCACGUAUCCAGGUCUGGUUCAGCAAUCGCAGAGCGAAAUGGCGACGGGAGGAAAAAUUGCGAAAUCAAAGAAGAGCAGCGGUGGACCAGGUGGUUGGUGGCGGUACCGGUGGCAGUAGUACUGGAUCAGCGCCUCCUGCAGCGACACCCUCGACACCGAGACUGCCACUGAAUGCCGGAUUCAAUGCAAUGUACUCCUCGAUUCCGCAACCGAUCGCCACCAUGCCCGACACUUACAGGUACUCGUCCAUUCCACAGCCGAUUGCAAGCUUGCCCGACUCUUACAGUUCAAUGUCGAGCAGUUUGGGCGGGUCAAUGGGUGGUAGCUGCCUUCAGCAAAGGGCCGAAGGUUACCCCGCAUACGUUUUCCACGAGCCUCUACAUUCCCUUACGCAAUCUUACUCGCACGCUCACAGUACGGCUGCGCAUUCGCAGACACAUCGUGGGAUACCAACCUCCCAUGGUGGAACCCCCACUACGCCUGGGGGUCAGCCGGCAGGACCAGGCGGAGCACCCUAUCAACCCACGACCUCAACCGCAACUGGUGUGAUAUCGGCAGGUGUCUCAGUGCCAGUGCAGAUUCCCUCUCAGACACCAGACCUCACGGGUAAUUAUUGGCCGAGGCUUCAGUGAUCCCAGCUCUUCGGGUUCCCGCCGGCGAGUUUGCUCGUUGGCCAGGAGAGCCCGCCACCGCCACCUCCGGCACCAUCAGCUGUGUCCCGGCCUCUUCUCGCCUCUCUCGGGAUACCGACACAAGUUGCGCAACACCAUCAAACCAGCAACACUCCAGCAACAACACCAGUGCACAAUUCCGACGCCAGUGAGUGAAUCAAAAAAAAAAAAAAAAAACACAUACCAACGAAAAGAACCGACACUAGCAAUCAUAAAAAAAAAGAAAACAAAAAAAAUGUCAUUGAUUUUGGGGAACUCUUUUUUUUACAUUGACUCUCGUUGCCCAAUUGUGAUACUAUAGAAAAGACCAAAACAAUAGUAGAAAUCCAUGUAGACGCUGACAAACCCGGAUCAAGCAGGGUAACUCUUGACAAACACCCGUUUUAUACUUGAUAGUGACAAAUUUUUGCACUUUAAUACAAUUUUUAUUGGUCCUUUUUGAAA